AUGGCUAUCGUCCUUUACGCGAAUCCAAUUUCACAGCCCAGUCGGGCUGUUAUGAUAUUCUUUCGACUCAAUAGCAUCCAGCAUGAAACAAGAGUGCUUAACCUGAUAAAGGGAGAGCAUAGAGCGCCCUCGUACAAAGAGGUCAACCCAUUUGGACUUAUUCCUGCAAUUACAGACGAUGGAUUCACUCUAUAUGAGAGCCAUGCCAUUAUGAAGUACGUUGCAGCAACUCGCACUUGCAACGAAGAUUGGUAUCCACAUAAUCUGCAGAAGAGGUCACGAGUUGACGCUCUCUUGGACUGGCACCACAACAACACUCGGAGACACACUGUUGGUAUUGUGUGGAAUGAAGUGAUAUGCAGCAUGUUUGGGCUCUCAUCGGAUACGCAUAUUGCUGCCGUUUCUCGCCAUGAGCUGCAAUCAUCUCUCUGUGCCAUGGAGCGAGUGAUGCUGGUUCAAGCAGACCCGUCCAAGCCUGGUUCACCUCAGUUCCUUGAUGCCAACAUCCAUCCCUCUAUUGCUGAUCUCAGCAUUGCAUGCGAGCUGAUGCAGCUCGAGGCAAGGAAGCUGUGCUAG
Molecule: messenger RNA, 576 nt
Organism: Closterium sp. NIES-65
Lineage: Eukaryota; Viridiplantae; Streptophyta; Zygnematophyceae; Desmidiales; Closteriaceae
Source: the annotation of a GenBank genome assembly